AUGACUUUUGGAACAGGUGGCGAGCGUGGAGGCAGGGGCGAGCGCGGGGCGCGGGCAGGCGGGCGCGCGUGGCGGGGCGCCGCGUGGCGCGGGCACGCGCGGCACACGGGCGCGGGCAAGGAGGCGCAGAGCCGGGCGGGGGCGCGGGGACAGGUGGCGCGAGCGGCGAGCGGAGGCGCAGGCAGGGGCGAGCAUGGGGCACGGGCCGACGGCGGCGUGGCGGGCGCCGCGCGCGGGCGGCGGGCUGCGCGGCAGGCGGGCACGUGGGGCGGGGCACCGCUGGCGCGGUGGGGGAGAAGGAGAGGGAGAGGAGAGGGAGAGCGGCGCUCAGUGGGCGGGCAGCCGUGGCGCGCGGCGGCGGCGCGGCAGGCGGGCGCGCUCGGCGGCCCGCCGCGUGGCGCGGGGAGAGAGCGGGAGAGGAGAGGAGAGGAGAGGAGAGGAGAGGCGGGGCCCAGCUGA
This is a messenger RNA of Ananas comosus (pineapple), 459 nucleotides long. Its product is annotated as glycine-rich cell wall structural protein 1.0-like. The transcript is spliced from 2 exons. Lineage: Eukaryota; Viridiplantae; Streptophyta; Magnoliopsida; Poales; Bromeliaceae. Bases 1 to 459 code for a protein of 152 amino acids. The record is from RefSeq and is a predicted model, not a curated record.